Messenger RNA from Cyprinodon variegatus (sheepshead minnow), 999 nucleotides. RefSeq names its product trace amine-associated receptor 13c-like. The record is from RefSeq and is a predicted model, not a curated record. Lineage: Eukaryota; Metazoa; Chordata; Actinopteri; Cyprinodontiformes; Cyprinodontidae. Gene Ontology annotation, cellular component: membrane. Gene Ontology annotation, molecular function: trace-amine receptor activity. The coding region runs from base 1 to 999 and encodes 332 amino acids. The transcript has 2 exons. Gene Ontology annotation, biological process: G protein-coupled receptor signaling pathway.
AUGAAAACUCUGGAAGGAGAGGAUCUCUGUUUUCCACAAAUCAACAACUCUUGCAAAAAGCCACUCAAACGUCAUACUGAAAACACUUUUCUUUAUAUUCUGCUCUCAAGUAUUUCUCUGAUAACUGUGACCUUCAACCUGCUGGUCAUCAUUGCAGUCUCCCACUUCAGGCAGCUUCACACCCCCACCAAUCUGUUUCUCCUCUCACUGGCUGUCUCAGACUUUCUUGUUGGAAUCCUGCUGAUGCCUAUUCAGAUAACCACGAUAGGAGGCUGUUGGAUUUUAGGAAGUUUUGGGUGUGGAAUGGUUAAGUAUACUGCACAAAUAAUUACAUCUGCUUCUGUAGGAAACAUGGUGCUUAUAUCAGUGGACCGAUAUGUGGCAAUCUGUGAGCCUUUGUCUUAUCCCAUCAAAGUCACUACGUUAAGGGUUCAGGUCUGUAUUUGUCUGUGUUGGGGAUCCUCUGUUUUCUACAAUGGUUUGAUACUCAAGGAGAACAUAGAAUAUCCAGAAAAAUAUAGUUCCUGCUACGGAGAAUGUAUAUCAUAUAUAGAUCUAUUACCAGGAGCUUUUGAUGUCAUAUUGACAUUCAUUGCUCCAAUUACAGUCAUCAUAGUUCUGUACAUAAGAGUCUUUGUGGUUGCUGUGUCUCAGGCCCGGGCCAUGAGGUCUCAUAUUACAGCUGUCAAUAUGAAAGGUUCAAUUCGUAUAACGGCUAAGAAGUCUGAGAGAAAAGCAGCCACAGCUCUCGGUGUUGUUGUAAUAGUGUUUCUCUUUUGUUUCUGUCCUUAUUUUUGCUACUCUCUUAUUGGUGAAAACAUACAAACUGAUGCAGAGAUUUUUUGGGGGAUCUGGUUGCUUUACAUUAAUUCUUGUAUAAAUCCAAUAAUCUAUGUUUUCUUUUACCCCUGGUUUAGGAAGUCUGUCAAACUCACUGUAACUCUACAAAUACUUCAGCCUCACUCCUGUCAUGUAAACCCAUUGGAUAGAAGCAUUUAG